GAUGCUCGCUUCUGAUUGGCCCAACAACGUGGGGAGGUGGGACGAACGUCCCAGUGUUUACAACUUGACUUUGACACCACCUCCGUCCGUCAGUCCUUCGACGGGUGGCGACAAUAAGUUUAGCUGGGAACAGGGUGCAAGAGUGGACGUCAGGGUCCAUUAUCCUGGGUCAUUUUUGGAUUUUGUCAGCAGAACGGAGGUUUGACAGCAGUGCUGCCCGAGAUCUAGAAUGGCUGCUUUACAUCACCUGAGGCAGUACCACCCCUUGUGCAUUGCUGUCUCUAAGCUUCACACGAGCAGCCAUGCCUCUGCCAAACAGCAUUACAAAAUGCUUGUGCUCGGAGGAGGAAGUGGAGGUAUUACAAUGAGUGCACGAAUGAAGAGGUUAAUGGGAGCUGAGAAUGUGGCUGUUGUGGAGCCCAGUGAGGUGCACUACUAUCAGCCACUAUGGACCUUGGUUGGCGCUGGUGCAAAGUCUGUAGCCUUGUCAAGCCGUCCCACUGCAAGUGUUAUACCAUCUGGAGUGAAGUGGGUGAAAUCUAAAGUUCAGGAAGUAAACCCAGACAAGAAUACUGUCUACACAGAUGAUGGGUCUCAAAUCUCCUAUGAGUAUCUGAUUGUGGCUCUUGGUUUACAACUCCAUUAUGAGAAGAUUAAAGGACUGCCAGAAGGGUUUGAGCAUCCAAAGAUUGGGUCAAACUAUUCAUUCGAAACUGUGGAGAAAACAUGGAAAGCGCUGCAGAACUUCAAGGAGGGCAACGCUGUGUUCACUUUCCCAAACACUCCUGUGAAAUGUGCUGGAGCGCCACAAAAGAUAAUGUACCUAUCAGAUGCCUUUCUCAGAAAGACAGGGAGAAGGGCACAGGCCAAGGUCAUAUACAACACAUCGCUACCUGUGCUCUUUGGGAUCAAGAAAUAUGCUGACUCACUGUGGGACAUUGUUAAACGCCGUGACUUACAAGUGAAUCUGAGGCAAAACCUGAUUGAAGUUCGGGCAGACAAGAAGGAAGCUGUGUUUGAAAAUCUUGACAAACCAGGUGAAACCAAAGUGAUUGAGUAUGAAAUGCUUCAUGUCACACCACCAAUGGGGCCCACUUUGGUGAUUAAAGGCAGUGCACUGGCGGAUGAGGCUGGUUGGUUGGAUGUCGACAAAGAGACCCUCCAACAUAAGAGGUAUCCAAAUGUUUUUGGGAUUGGAGACUGUACCAAUCUGCCCACAGCCAAAACUGCUGCUGCUGUUGCUGCACAGUCUGCCGUCUUGCACAGAACCAUCAGCAAAAUCCUAAAAAAUGAGAAGCCAGAUAAGAAGUACGAUGGCUACACCUCAUGUCCACUGGUUACAAGCUACAGCACUGUGAUUCUAGCAGAGUAUGACUACAAUGCAGAACCACUGGAAACGUUCCCUAUCAACCAAGCCAAAGAAAGCAGAAUAAUGUACCACAUGAAAGCUGAUAUAAUGCCCCAACUCUACUGGCAUGGGCUUCUCAGGGGCCUGUGGGGUGGGCCAGGACCAUACAGGAAACUAUUUCAUCUUGGGAUGAAGUGAAACCUCGAUAUCAGCUUGAAUGCUAAGAGUCAGUUUUAAAAUUAAAAGGAAAAAUAGCACAAGAAAGUCAUCAAUCGUAAUCCCUAAAAUGGUGGACACACACAUGCCAAAGUGUGGUAAUACUUAGAGCACUGUCAUCAUGAUUAAUCAUCAGGUUGGGUGAAGUUGUGAUCAUUAUUUAACACCCUGGUGCCCAUUAUCGAACCAGCAUUGAGAGUUUUAUUGGAGCAGAGGUUUUGUAUAAUAAUCCCAUUCCUCAAUAAUUUACAACCCUAGGUGUACUAGUGUACUUUCAGAGGCCAGUGAUUCCCAGACUGUAGCACUUGUAUGACUGAGGUUCCACCUGGUGGUACUCCAGACUCUUGCUCAAAGGCCUAACCACUGCACUGGUCCAAGUCCUUAACUUAGAAACAAAAAAAUGGCAUUUAAUAUUUUUAUGAACAAUUGGAGGCGCAACAAUACACUUUUAACACUAUUUUUAAGAAAUCUUCAAUGAUGAAAUAUAUGACUUGAAAUUUUCUUUUAUUUGACUGAAAGCCACAAAAUACAAAACAAUGCAGGUGCAUUUUGAAAUGUUUUAACUAGUCAUCUUGGAGUGAAUGUCACUUCUACUUUCAGAGUAUGAAUUAUCAUAUGUAGUAAAAGACAAUAUGCUGUAAAAGGUUUUGCCACAAACUCAACUGACUGGCUUCUCUCCUCUAUGAUACCACAUGUGCCUCUUCAGACCUUUUAACUGUGCAUGAACUAUUUAUGAGCUUCUAAUUUGUAACUGAAGCUGUGUGUGACCUACUAACUGAACUCGUUUCCACAAAUUGAACAUAAAAAAAGUAGUGGGGGCAUCUUCUGUGCUAAUUUCACCCUCACACUCACAUCAUGCUGGCUGCUGCUCCUGUUCUGUUUUUGCUACUGAUAUCGCGAGAACACUUUUCAUCUUGAUGAUAAAAAUAGUCAUGUUUUAAUAUCAUGUCGUCACACCCCUACAAUUCAGACAGAAGGGAAAUGACAGCGACAGUCAGAGCCAACUGCAAGUGCAACAUCUGUGUAAUGGAGCAGUUUUUGUUUGUGGUCUGGUUAAUAAUUUUUUUUAUUUUUU
Messenger RNA from Monopterus albus (swamp eel), 2639 nucleotides. It is a transcript of the gene sqor, whose product is annotated as sulfide quinone oxidoreductase. Gene Ontology annotation, molecular function: sulfide:quinone oxidoreductase activity; FAD binding. The coding region runs from base 230 to 1546 and encodes 438 amino acids. Gene Ontology annotation, cellular component: mitochondrion. The record is from RefSeq and is a predicted model, not a curated record. The transcript has 10 exons. NCBI's taxonomy places the organism in Eukaryota, Metazoa, Chordata, Actinopteri, Synbranchiformes, Synbranchidae.